This is a messenger RNA of Anolis sagrei ordinatus, 5016 nucleotides long. Lineage: Eukaryota; Metazoa; Chordata; Lepidosauria; Squamata; Anolidae. The record is from RefSeq and is a predicted model, not a curated record.
CGUUGCUGGUGCAGAAGCCAGGCGGCGGCGGAGGAGGAAGGAGGCAGAAUGGCGCUGCUCCUCCCACCCAGGAGCCCCUUCCUGCACUUGACCGGCCCCGCCAGGAGGGGGCGCGCCAAAGCCCAGCCCAUUGUCAGCUGUAGCCGCCUCCGAGAAAUUCAAAGCAUUCUGACCCAGAGCAGCAAAUCCCAACCAGAUGGAAUCCUGUGCAUUUUGGGAAUUGACAGCCGAUACAACGAAGGCUGCCGAGAACUGGCCAACUAUCUGCUCUUUGGCUUGUACAACCAGAACAACAAUGAAUUUGAGCGCUCAGGGUUUCCUGAAGAAGUCCUUGAUGAUGUGAUCCUACUAAUUAAACCGGACAGCGUCCACCUGUACUGCAACCCUGUCAACUACAACUACCUUUUGCCAUACGUAGCCUUUUGGAGGAACUUGCAUUUCCAUUGCCUGACAGAAAACGAGUAUGAAGAUGAAGAAGCUGCUGAGGAAUUCAAAAUUUCCAGCUUUGUCGACAUGGUUCGCGACUGCAGCCGAAUCGGCAUCCCCUUUAGCUCUCAAGGUCACCUUCAGAUCUUUGACAUGUUUGUGGUGGAGAAGUGGCCAAUCGUGCAGGCCUUUGCCCUGGAAGGAAUAGGCGGAGACGGGUUCUUUACCAUGAAGUACGAGUUAAUGGACGUCAGUGUGGAUCUGUGGAGAACUUACAGCAGAAUGGAUCCUGUCUCCUUGGAAAGUUUGCUUUAUGAGGAUUUGAUGACUUUUGAACAUCAGUGGACCAACUUCUUUGCCAAUUUCGACACAGAAAUCCCUUUCAUCCUGGAGCUGUCAGAGUCUCAAGCUGGGGAGCCAUUCCGCAGUUACUUUAGUCAUGGGAUGAUCUCAAGCCAUAUUACAGACAACAGCCCCAGCAGGCAACCCUUCGUCCUGUUUGGCACCCAUGCCUCCAAGGAGAACCUGAACUCGGCCAACUUCAACUUCCCUUCGGAGGGGCAUCUGCUUCGCAACACGGGCCACGGCGGGAGCACGGCCAAGCACAUGGUAGUGCAGUGCGUCUCUCCCAAAGGACCCCUGGCUUGCUCAAGGACGUAUUUCUUCGGAGCGACUCACACUCCUUACCUGGGCAACGAUAAUGAAGUGGAAAAGAAAGGUGAACAAGUUAAGCUUCUGUCUCAGAUCUAUGCUGCUGUUGUCGAAGCUGUCCUGGCUGGUAUCGAUUCCUAUUCAAAAACAUCCAAUGCCAGUAAGGCGAAGGAAGUAGCAGAGCAAACGUUCUCCGAUAUGCUUGAUGCCUUUCAACUUACAUAUUUUAAAGUCCCACUACGCUCUAGGAUUAUUCCACUGGAUAAUGAGGAUAGUCUCUAUUUAGUGAAAACGGUCUCCAUGACAAUAUACGACAUUCCUGAUCUGCUGGGUGGAAGGGGCUGCCUGGGAUCGGUUGUCUUCUCAGAAUCCUUCCUGGUGUCACAGAUCCUUGUGAAGGAAAAGGAUGGCAGCAUCCGCCCAGAAACCAGCUGCAUCGUUCUGACUGCAGCCAUCCCGAGAUCCGUUUCCUGGCUGGUUGAAGAUAAUGAAGUGAAGCUUUCAGAGAAGGCCCAGCAGAUCUUGAAGCAAGAAGAGUCUUUCCUGGGUGUUCUCUUGACGGGAGGCGAUGGUGCCUAUAUCGCUUCUAGCAACUCACUCUGUCGAGCAGAGGAAGGGAGGCUCUACUUCUUCUCCGAGGGCCUUCUCUUCUGCCACCCCCAUUAUGGAAGCAUCCCCAUCUCCAAGACCCACAUGACGUCCCUCAGGUUCUACGACGGAGAUUCCACCAGCGUGGUGGCUGCUCUCCUCAUAGACUACAAGAGCUCCCUGCUUCCUCAUUUGCCCAUCCAGCUCCACACCCCAAGCAACUCGCUGAUGAUCGCCCUUUUCCCGAAGUCAAGCCUUUACAAAGCAUUCUAUGCAGAGGUUUCCUCUGCCUGGCAGCAACGGGGGACUUCGGGAAUAACUUUGAAGAUGGCCCAAGGCGAUUCCCUUCCUGCAGAACAAGAGAAAUUGCAUUCCAACAUGCAGAAGCUGUUUGAUGCCUUGACCUGUCCUCCUGGGGAAAGAUGGAACCAGCUAAGAAUAUCCACAAGCCUUCCAGAUCUGGACAGAUUUCAGCAGCACUUUACGGUCAGCAGCGUAAGCCGUGAGCCAGUGUUGAGAGCUCAUCUCCCAACGUUGCUGCAAGAAUCGCAAAUCAUUCCUGAUAACAAUGCCGAGAAUGAUAAGGUGGUGAUCACCAUCUUGACGGGUCUCCCAGGCUGUCGCUCAGGUGACCUCGCUUCUUUCUUGGUCACCUUUAACAAAGAAUAUGGAAGGUGGCUCGUUUAUCGCCAAACCAUGGACAGCCCCGAAUGUUUCAGCGCCGCUCACUUCCAGAAGUACCUGGCCGGCGUCCUCGAAUCCCAGCACAAGCGCAACAGCCGGCUCUCCUCUUACGGCAGGCAGAAAACGAGGCUGCUGCUGGUCCUGCAAGGAUACACAGACGUGAUUGACAUAGUGCAGGCUCUCCAAACGCACCCCAACGCGGACGUCAAGGCCGCAUUUGUCGUCGGAGCCGUCACGACUUGCGUAGAGCCGCUGAGUUGCUACAUGGAACAUAGGUUUCUCUUCCCCAAGUUCCUGGAUCAGUGCUCGCAAGGUCUUGUGAGUAACGUCGUCUUCACGAGCCACACGUCUGAGCAAAGGAACCCGCUUCUCGUUCAGCUCCAGAACCUCAUCCGAGCCGCUAACCCCUCUGUUUCAUUUAUCCUGGCUGAAAAUGGGGUUGUGACAAGGAAUGAAGACAUUGAGCUCAUUCUCUCCGAAAGCAGUUUCUCAAGCCCGCAGAUGCUGACAACUCGCUACUUAACAUUUCCUGGCUGGUACGAUGGCAAAUUUCGUGCUGGUUCAGUCUAUCCUCCAAUGGUUCAGAUCUGUGUGUGGUUCAACCGUCCUUUGGAGAAGACACGAUUCGUAGCCAAAUGCAAAGCACUGAAGUCCUUCAAUAAGUCGAGUCCUUUCUCCGGAAACAUCUACCACAUUUUGGGCAAACUCAAGUUUUCAGAUUCGGAUCGGAUGAUGGAGGUGUGCCACAACACGCCCGCAAACUCCUUAAGCCUGUCACCUGUUCAGGAAGCCCCGUCUCCUCCCGAUUCGAGGAACGACGACCGAGACCAUAAUGGCGGGCCCCAGGAAUGCUUCCUGGUGUUUAUUGGCUGCUCCCUCAAAGAAGAUGAGAUCAAGGAUUGGCUCAGGCAGACGGCCAAGCAGAAACCACAGAGAAAAGUUUUGAAAACCCGGGGCAUGCUGACCUCACAGGAGAUCAAGAACAUUCACGUUAAACGCCAUCUAGACCCUCUUCCAGCUGGCUACUUCUAUAAUGGGACCCAGUUUGUGAACUUCUUUGGAGACAAGAUGGAUUAUCACCCACUGAUGGACCAGUUCAUGAAUGACUACUUGGAGGAAGCGAACCGUGAGAUUGAAAAGUACAACAGAGAGUUGGAGGAACAGGAGCACCACGACCUCUUCGAACAGAAAAUCUAAGUGAAAUCCCCCUUCGGUGGUAUUAAAAAGGCACCGGACCGUUACAUUCUGAACGGUUAAUGACCAAGAAAUACUACGUCCUUGCUGGCUUAAAGAAACAUUUAGAGGUCUCUUUUCAACUGGUUUUUUAAAAAUAUUUAUGCAUGUAAGGUUUUGAUCGUUGAAGAAAACAAAAUCUUAUCACCAUCCUAGCAGCAUUUAAUUGCCAGUGUGUUUCCACAUCAGCUGAGUUCUAUAAUCUUGGGCUUAUAAGUGGAAAUAUGUUGUUACAUUUUAUGUUUCAGUCAUUUAGAGAGCUGUACAUCCUGUGCUGGGAAUCUGGCCUUGAGGGGGAUUCUUGUGAUGUCCCACAAUUGGCCUUUUUUGUGUUCUGAAGUAAGGGGAAAUACGUUCACGGCCGUUGUGGACUUGUGUGUGCCCUAAAGCAAGAAAUGAGGGAACACACAUCCUCUUGAGAAUUAUACUUGACUGACAUGGUUCGUGGUGAUGUUCCAUAAGACAAGUCACUUAAUAGCUACUCAUAGCCAACAUGUUGGCUUUGAAGGUGUUCCUAAAGCGAGAAAUGGGGGAACACAUCUACUCUUGAGUUCUUCUUAACCAGCGUCUUGGCUUUGAAGGUGUUCCUAAAGCGAGAAAUGGGGGAAUACAUCUACUCUUGAGUUCUUCUUAGCCAACAUGUUGGCUUUGAAGGUGUUCCUAAAGAGAGAAAUUGGGGAACACAUCUACUCUUGAGUUCUUCUUAACCAGCGUCUUGGCUUUGAAGGUGUUCCUAAAGCGAGAAAUGGGGGAAUACAUCUACUMUUGAGUUCUUCUUAGCCAACAUGUUGGCUUUGAAGGUGUUCCUAAAGCGAGAAAUGGGGGAACACAUCUAKUCUUGAGUUCUUCUUAACCAGUAUGUUGGCUUUUAAGGUGUUUCUAAAGUGAGAAAUGGGGGAACACAUACACUCUCGAGCUCUUCUUAYCCAACAUGUUGGCUUUGAAGGUGUUCCUAAAGCGGGAAAUGGGGGAACARGUCUACUCUCGAYUUCUUCUUAACCAACACGUUGGCUUUGAAGGUGUUCCUAAAGCGAGAAAUUGGGGAACACAUCUACUCUUGAGUUCUUCUUAACUAACAUGUUGGCUUUGAAGUUGUUCCUAAAGCGAGAAAUGGGGGAACACAUCUACUCUUGAGUUCUUAACCAACAUGUUGGCUUUGAAGGUGUUCCUAAAGCGAGAAAUGGGGGAACAUAUCUACUCUUGAGUUCUUCUUAACCAAGAUAUUGGCUUUGAAGGUGUUCCUAAAGCGAGAAAUGGAGGAGCACAUCUACUCUUGAGUUCUUCUUAAUGAACAUGUUGGCUUUGAAGGUGUUCCUGAAGCGAGAAAAGGGGGAACACAUCUACUCUCGAGUUCUUCCUAGCCAACAUGUUGGCUUUGAAGGUGUUCCUAAAGUGAGAAAUGGGGGAACACAUCUACUCUUGAGUUCUUCUUAA